AUGCAUAGCGACACUGAAAAUCUAGCGAGUAACGCGUUUAACGGCCCUGAUGAUAACUUUGUUGACCAGGCUAAUAAUUUGGAUGACCAGAUAUUGGAUGACUAUCCUGAAAAUUUAAAAAACAAUCUUCCAAAGUGUAUUGUUCCUGAAGCUACUCAAUACAAUCAAAAUACAAAAGAUUACGACGAAAAUAAAGAAAGCUGUGAAAAACUAAGAAGUCAAAAUAAUAACAAACGUUCGUGUAAUAUUGAUGACGUUUACUUCUCAGAAAAUCCGAGUGACACAGAAACAUCAUUCAAUGAUGAUCCUGAUUACAUACCUGUAAUAGAGCCAAUAAUACAAGACAUAGAAAAUGUAAAAAGCAAUAAGUUUGAAAACAUUAACUUGGAAGAAAAUAAAUCUGAUCAGCCCAAUUUUCACAUUACCGCAGACGACGUAGAAAAUUUGGAAACAGAAAGAAAAACUAAAAAAACAAAUGUUAAAUUACAAGAAGGGGAGUGGAAUAGAAAUGAGAUAAAAAAACUUAGAAUGAGUGGAAAAGCGUAUAACGGUUAUAAAAGAAGUAACUCUGGGGUUAUAACUCAAGGUAUACCUAGACCUCAAAGAAAAAUUUCAGAAACUUGCAAAUCUGUUUCCUGCAUAAAGAGUACUAAACACUUUUGCCAGUUAUUUUCAGAAGAUUACAGACUUUCCAUAUUUACCAAGUUCUGGAAUAUGGAAUCCUGGGAACAAAAAAAGGGGACGUAUUUUUAUCACUUACGAACAAAAGACAAUGAAAGAAAAAGAGUAUGCAAGAAGAUGUUUUUGGGAACAUUAGGGUUAAAGGAAGAUAUGGUACACGAUUGGAUUGGCAGUACUGAACAUGGUUUAAGCACAAGUACUAUAGAAGAAGUAAAAUCAUCAAGAACGCGUAGCGAUAAUGGUUUUAAAAAUUAA
Psylliodes chrysocephalus is the source of this 936-nucleotide messenger RNA. The record is from the annotation of a GenBank genome assembly. Lineage: Eukaryota; Metazoa; Arthropoda; Insecta; Coleoptera; Chrysomelidae.